Messenger RNA from Penicillium salamii, 1191 nucleotides. The record is from the annotation of a GenBank genome assembly. Lineage: Eukaryota; Fungi; Ascomycota; Eurotiomycetes; Eurotiales; Aspergillaceae.
AUGUCCUACCGGAACGACUCGGAUAACUACGGCGGUGGAAACCAAAGCUCUGGCUUUGGUGGAAACGACUCCUAUGGGAGCUCAGACCGCCGUGGUAACAACACCAGUUCUGAGCGCAACCAUUCCAGCUAUAGCAGCAGCAACAACAAUGAGAAUAGUUACGACAGUGGCAACAAGUCUAGCUACGACAAUGACACCAAGUCCAGCUACGGAGGCAACAACAAGUCUAGCUACGACAGUGGCAACAAUUCUAGCUACGACAAUGACACCAAGUCCAGCUACGGAGGCAACAACAAGUCUAGCUACGACAAUGACACCAAGUCCAGCUACGGAGGCAACAACAAGUCUAGCUACGACAAUGACAUCAAGUCCAGCUACGGCAAUGACAACCAGUCUAGCUAUGGCAGCAGCAACAAGAACGAGAACAGCUACGGGAAUGACAACAAGUCCAGCUACGACAACGACGCCAAGUCUAGCUACGGCAAGGACAGCAAGGACAGCUACGGCAGUGGCAACAAAUCCAGCUAUGGCAGCAACAACAAGAACGAGGAUAGCUACGGCAGUGGCAACAAGUCCAGCUACGGCAAUGACAACCAGUCUAGCUAUGGCAGCAGCAACAAGAACGAGAACAGCUACGGCGGUGGCAACAAGUCCAGCUACGACAAUGACAACCAGUCUAGCUAUGGCAGCAGCAACAAGAACGAGGAUAGCUACGGUAGUGGCAACAAGUCCAGCUACGACAACGACGCCAAGUCUAGCUACGGCAAGGACAGCAAGGACAGCUACGGCAGUGGCAACCAGUCCAGCUAUGGCAGCAACAACAAGAACGAGAACAGCUACGGCGGUGGCAACAAGUCCAGCUACGACAACGACACCAAGUCUAGCUACGGCAAGGACAGCAAGGACAGCUACGGCAGUGGCAACCAGUCCAGCUAUGGCAGCAGCAACAAGAACGAGGAUAGCUACGGUAGUGGCAACAAGUCCAGCUAUGGCAGCAGCAACAAGAACGAGAACAGCUACGGGAAUGACAACAAGUCUAGCUACGGCAACGAUAGCAAAUCCAACUACGGCAACGAUACCAAAUCUAGUUAUGGCAAGGACAGCAAGGACAGCUACGGUAGCAACAAUGAUAACUAUGGCAGUCGGUCAAGUGGCCAGGGUCGUGGUGACUCGGAUCGCUAUGGCAAUUAG